AUGGACUCCCAGGUAACUCUCGUCGACAGCAAUUCCGAAUCCGAACUCGCUGCUCCAGAUUCAGCAUUCGAUACAACAACAAUACUAGACUUCGACCGCGAUGACAUGAUAUCGACGAAUGCCACAGUGCGUGGACAGACUCACAUACGAUACUCUGUCAGGACCGUCAAGGAUGGUCUGGCAGGAAUGAACCCCAAGACCGUUUUUAGUCAGGGUGAGGGGAUCCUGGCAACGGUGCAGCGCAGGAAUAUGAUCCCGGAUUUGCUCACGCUAGGCGGUGAAACUAUGAGCCUGCGCAGCUGGCUCAAGACACCUAUGUUCUCAUCGUUUCCUGCGUCGUUCAGCGAGGGGAGAGAGACGUACCUCUGGAAGGAAGGCCAGGACGGUGGAAUUGAUUUGUACAAAGGAAGCGACGCUAGUACCAGUACAAUCGCUCGCUUCUACCCCUCCGGUUUCGUUAUGACGCACGAUCGGAGAAGGAUAACGCAUCAUGCUCACCUGGACUUACAAGCUGAAGCUGAUCUCAUACGCGAAAAGGUGUUCAUAUCAUGUGUGUUAAUUGUGCAGAAGACGAGGAGGAAGGUGAAGAGGAGGAGGAAGGCAAGGGAGCGGAACUUGAUGUCUAGUCAAGAAUUCACGUUCACCGUGACCUCCAUGGCUGCUGCAGGCGGCAUGUUCCCUAUGUGCUAAUUGUGCAAAAGAUAAGGAAGAAGGCGAAAGCGAAAGCGAAGGAACGGGACUUGGUGUCAGCUAGUCAAGGACUCAUGUUUCAUGUUCUCCUACAUGACUGCUAUCAUCGGCAGGUUUCGAAUUCGCGCAGUGUGGUUACUGCAACGGAAUCGAAAUCUGUCUCUUGGACUGUC
Suillus subalutaceus is the source of this 863-nucleotide messenger RNA. RefSeq lists its product as uncharacterized. Bases 1 to 690 code for a protein of 229 amino acids. Lineage: Eukaryota; Fungi; Basidiomycota; Agaricomycetes; Boletales; Suillaceae. The transcript has 3 exons. The record is from RefSeq and is a predicted model, not a curated record.